This is a messenger RNA of Orcinus orca (killer whale), 697 nucleotides long. Its product is annotated as protein BEX1-like. Gene Ontology annotation, molecular function: signaling receptor binding. The record is from RefSeq and is a predicted model, not a curated record. Gene Ontology annotation, biological process: signal transduction. Gene Ontology annotation, cellular component: cytoplasm; nucleus. The coding region runs from base 41 to 448 and encodes 135 amino acids. Lineage: Eukaryota; Metazoa; Chordata; Mammalia; Artiodactyla; Delphinidae. The transcript has a single exon.
CACUUGCGGCAAAAAUCAGGAGGAGCCAGAGACAGCGAGGAUGGGCCCAGGAGCAAUGGUGUCCAAAGAGGAACAAGCAGUAAGAAAUCUCUACAUGGAAAAUGCCAACCAGGAGAAUGAAAACACUGAUGAAAAGGGGCGAGAUGCUAAUAAAGGAGAGCCUUUCGCCCUCCCUUUGGAAGCUGGUGAAUAUUGUGUACCUAGAGGAAAUCGUAGGAGGUUCCGUGUUAGGCAGCCCAUCCUGCAGUGCAGAUGGGACAUGACUCAGAGGCUUGAAGAGCCACAGGCAAGGACGAGAGAAGAGAAUAUGGAAAGGCUUGGGGAGGAGGGGAGGCAGCUGAUGGAAAAGCUGAGGGAAAAGCAGUUGAGUCAUAGUCUGCGGGCGGUUAGCACUGACCCCCCUCACCGUGACCGUCAUGAUGAGUUUUGCCUUAUGCCUGAAACCUGAUGUUUUCCCUGAAGUUAGUAGGGAGACACACCUGCUUCCUAAACUUACAUGUUUGUGACGUACCUUUGUUGUAAACCUUUUGGUGUUACUUGUUUCUUGUGGGUCUCCUGUUACCAGCUUCUAAUUGAAUGUUGUGUUUCCGACCCAAUCUAUAAGUUUCUGUCAGCAGGAGAGUUUUACCUAUUGCAUGGAGAGAUGUUCUUUAUAUAUUGUGAAGAUAAUAAAGCAGUUUAAAAAAGAAAAAAAAAA